Messenger RNA from Aspergillus heteromorphus CBS 117.55, 595 nucleotides. RefSeq lists its product as uncharacterized. The transcript has a single exon. Lineage: Eukaryota; Fungi; Ascomycota; Eurotiomycetes; Eurotiales; Aspergillaceae. Bases 167 to 514 code for a protein of 115 amino acids. The record is from RefSeq and is a predicted model, not a curated record.
GUCUCAGGGUCAGCCCGGCUGCGAUCGAAAUCGUUCUUGUUAUCUUCGAGUCAGCUUGUUUGCGUCCCCUUCCGGUCGGUCGGUCGCCCUAUGAGUUGCCGCUGUGCGCAACAAACAAUGUUGUCUGCCACAUUCCACACAUGCUGCUGUGGCAAAGAGACGUAAGAUGGCUAAAAAUAUCUCUCAUCUAGCGUACACAAGAUGUUGCUUACUUACUAUAGGUUUUUUUCUUCCCUUUUCUUUUUUUUUUUUUUUCUUUUCCGCCUCGAAGGCGAAAAAGGAAAGGAAGAUAGGAGAGAAGACGAGAAAAAUAAAUGCCAACGCUUGGCUUCGAAGCAUAGUGUCCACUGACCGAGUCGUAGUGUCGUGUGCCAGCCAGUCCGUCAGAUGUUUAUCAUCCGUGGAACAACAACAACAGCAGCAGCAGCCAGACAAUCUGUUCCCGAAUCAGGCAGGUGAGGUAAUGCGGUAUGCGCGCGUGGACAGCAACCUGCCUCCCUACCCGUUGGUGUAACAACAGGCCGUCCUGAUUCCGGCGGCAGGUUUGGUCUGGUCGGCAAUACUGUUAUUGUAUCUACUGAGGGUGUAAGACACA